GGCGGCCCUGAGCUCGCGGCCCGACGCUCCUGGGGCCUCCCCGAGCCGACCCGACCCCGGGGCGCAGAGCUGCCAGUGGCGGGACUCGGGAGCGGCGCUGUGGGGCCGGCUGGGUGAAAGAGGCGGGAGACGCGCCGGGGCGCGAGAUGGAGGCAGGAGACCAGGAGGUGAGCAGCAUGAAACUGCAGACAUUGUCGUUACUGCCCGAGGAGCAGAUAGUGACACUUCGUCAACAGAUGGUGGAAAGCCAGGCAUCCUAUCAACGCAAGCUGCAGAGCUCCCAAGAGGCACAGCAUAGGCAGGCAGUGCUUGUGCAGAAGCUACAAGCAAAGGUGCUGCAGUACCGGAGUUGGUGUCGGGAGCUGCAACAGAGGCUGGAAACGGAAAGGGGGGGGCCCAUUUCACACAGGUGGGAAGCCAAGGAGGAGCACAGCCUGGAGAGGGCUCUGGUCCAGUUGGAGGAGGAGCAGCAGAGAUGUGAGAAUCUAGCUGAAGUGAACACCCUGCUCCGGGAGCACCUGGGCAAAGCAAAUGAGGUGAAUGCAGCCCUUAGAGAGGAUGUGCAAAAACUGACAGUUGAUUGGACAAGGGCCCGGGACGAACUGGAGCUCAAGGAGAGCGAAUGGCGCACUGAACGUGAGUUCUUUGAGGGGUACUUGAGGUGUGAACAUGAUCGACUUCUCAGCCUGUGGCAGCAGGUGGUGACCUUCCGCCGUCACUUCCUGGAGAUGAAGACUGCAACUGACAGGGACUUGUCAGCACUGAAGGCAGACCAGAUAAGACUUUCUGGAUCAAUACUUGUCAGCUGCUUCCAUCUAAGUUCUGGUACGCGGCACUGGGAGCCAAACACUUUGGAAAGAUCUGCCCCGAGGGAUCAGACACAGCAGCUUUGUGCCAGGGCUCAGGAGCUGGAAAAGGAAGUAUACCAGAAAACCCAAGAAGUGAUGUGCUUGCAGGUCAAAGGGGAUAUGGAGAAAGAGGAGCUUCAGGGCAGGGUGAUGGAGCUCUCAGCCUUGCUGGCGCAGUCCCAGAAGCAGAAUGAGGAGAAAGAAAAGACCGUGAAGACGCUUAGUGACACGAUGGAGAUUCUGGAGGCCAGUCGGUUGGCGGUAGAAUAUAAAGCUUCACUGACCAAGAAUGCCAAAGAAGAGACCCUUUCCCUUCAUCAGGUGCUAAAAGACAUAACUCAGGCAGUGCUAGACGAUACUGACAACGCAGUCAGCAUCUCAUGGGUUGAGAGCUCCCAGCAUCCUGAAUCCAGCAACCUCUCCUCCCUGCUGAGUUCCAGUGACAUGGAAAGGGCCCUCGUUCUGGUGCACGAAGCAUUGUCAAGGAGGUGCCAAGCAGUACAGGCCCUAAGGGAGCAGCUUUCAGCCAGCCAGGACUCUGUCCAUUCUCUGCAACAUCAGCAAAGGCAGCAGGAAGAGGAGUGUAAGAUGCUGAGGCAGAGGCUCCAGCAGCUGGAAGAGAACUGCAAGACACUCACCAGCCAGACGCAGCACCUCCAGUCCCUGGUGGAAACUCUCAGCAGUGACCGUGUGAACCUGGAGAAGGCCAGGGAAGAGCUGCAGCAGCAACUGGAGGUGUCUGAGCAGGAGGCCUGGCGAUUGCGCCGAAGCAACACUGAGCUACAACUGAAGGAAGAUUUGGCUCAAGGGGAGAAGGAGGAGCAACAGCUGGAGAUGGAGAGGAUCCUUCGGGAGAGGGAGCGCCUUCAGAAGGCUUUAGCUGCACUUGAAGCAAAACAUUCAUUGUUAAAGAGCGAGUUGGUUGCCAGGAGGGAGGCGCUGGAGAAAUCUCACCUUGAUGGGGAGUUGAUGAAGCAAGAGAAACAUGAGCUUGCCAUGGCACUGGAGAGGGCAGAACAGUCAAUUGCUGAGUUGACAGGGGUUCAGAAUAAACUGAAGGCAGAAACCGCUGAUCUGCAUGAUGUGGCUGAGAAGAUGAGUGGCAUUAAUGAGGCUCUAGCUUUGGAUAAAAUGCAGUUGAAUCAGCUUGUCCUGCAGUUGGAGCAGGAGAAUCAGGCUUUGUCAAGCAAAGUGAAGGACAUGCAGAGAGCAACAACCUCUGUGCAGGAGGAGCUGAGCCUGUCCGAAAGAGCAAAUGAGGCGCUCUGUGCAGAGAAAACCCAUCUGGAGCAGUUGCUGCAGAAGGCUAAGGAGCUACAGGAGGGACUGCAAGCAGAGUUGGAUGUGCUGAGAGAUGAGAGAAAAGAGACCCAUGAGGUGAUGAGUCAGAUGUGUCGCCAGGAGGAGUCAUCCAGCACUGACUUGGAGAAAACACGUCUGGAGUCAAGUCGCCGUGGAGAUGCAUUGGCUAAAGUAUCCAGAGAAAAGGAAGCCCUGGUGCGUGAGAAGGCAGCACUGGAGGUGCGACUAGGGGCUGUGGAGCGGGACAGACGUGGCCUUUCAGAGCAGCUGGCAGAGCUCAGAUCAGCAAAGGAGAUCUUAGAAUCCAGCCUGUUCGAGGCUCAGCAGCAGGUGUCUCAGUUGGAGGUCACUAGGGGUCAGUUGGAAAUCAAGGUUCAAACAGUCACCCAGGCCAAAGAGGUGAUACAAGGAGAAGUGAAGUGCCUUCGUUGUGAGCUGGAAACAGAGAGAUCCACAAUGGAGCAGGAGCGGGAGGAUAUGGCACAGCAGCUCUCACGGACAGAGCAGCAAUAUCAAGAUACCCUUAGCCUUCGUCAAACUGCGUACGAGGAGGAAAUGAACAAGCUCCUGCGAGAGCUGAAGAGUGAGCAGGAAUGGCACCGCGCAGAGCUGAAAGAGAUGUGGGAGCUCUCAGCCCAAGAGAAAGCAGAGGCAGAAGGGGCUUAUGAGAAGAAGCUGUUGGAGCUGAAGCAGGAGGCUGCUACUAUGCAAUCUCAGAAAGAAGAGGAGCGAGCUAGGGCUGAAAAUGCCAGGCAAGAGGUGCAGCUAGAGAAAGAGAGGGAGAAGAAGUCUUUGCUGGAGGCACUGCUCCAAACACAGGAAGAGUUGACAGAUGCCUGUCAGCAGCUGGAGCAGCUUCGCCAAGAGGUGAAGAAGCAACAGAAGGAGCAGGACACCAUGGAAGGGCUGCAAGCUGAGCUCCAGGAAGCUCAGAAUCAGAUGGAGGCAGUGGAGAGCAGGCACCUGGAAGAGGUCAAAACCCUCAAACAGGAAAUAGACAUUCUCCUUCUGCAGCGAGACACCCUGCGAAACCAGGUGCAAGAGCUAGUGGUCACCAAGGAUUCCUGGCAACAGAUUGGCCUGGAGGCUCAGCGGCAAUUGAACGAGGUGCAAAAAUUAUCCAACCAGAAGAUACUGGAGGCUACUCAUAUCCAGAAGAUGUUAGAGGGGGAGAGGAGUCGACGGGAGGAGGCGGAGCGUCAGAACACAGAGCUCCAGGCCGAGGGGAGGAGUCGACGGGAGGAGGCGGAGCGUCAGAACACAGAGCUCCAGGCCACGGUCGGAGCUCUGGAGGGGGAGAGGAGCCGACGGGAGGAGGCGGAGCGUCAGAACACAGAGCUCUGGGCCACCGUCGAAGCCCUGGAGGGGGAGAGGAGCCGACGGGAGGAGGUGGAGCGUCAGAACACAGAGCUCCAGGCCACAGUCGGAGCCCUGGAGGGGGACAGGAGCCAAUGGGAGGAGGUGGAGCGUCAGAACAGAGAGCUCCAGGCCACAAUCGGAGCCCUGGAGGGGGAGAGGAGCCGAUGGGAGGAAUUGGAGCGUCAGAACACAGAGCUCCAGGCCACAGUCGGAGCCCUGGAGGGGGAGAGGAGCCAACGGGAGGAGGUGGAGCGUCAGAACACAGAGCUCCAGGCCAGGCUCAGAGCCCUGGAGCGGGAGAGGAGCCGACGGGAGGAGGCGGAGCGUCAGAACACAGAGCUCCAGGCCACCGUUGGAGCCCUGGAGGGGGAGAGGAGCCGAUGGGAGGAGGCGGAGCGUCAGAACACAGAGCUCCAGGCCAGGCUCAGAGCCCUGGAGCGGGAGAGGAGCCGAUGGGAGGAAUUGGAGCGUCAGAACACAGAGCUCCAGGCCACCGUCGGAGCCCUGGAGGGGGAGAGGAGCCGAUGGGAGGAAUUGGAGCGUCAGAACACAGAGCUCCAGGCCACCGUCGGAGCCCUGGAGGGGGAGAGGAGCCGAUGGGAGGAAUUGGAGCGUCAGAACACAGAGCUCCAGGCCACCGUCGGAGCCCUGGAGGGGGAGAGGAGCCGAUGGGAGGAGGCGGAGCGUCAGAACACAGAGCUCCGGGCCACGCUCAGAGCCCUGGAGGGGGAGAGGAGCCGAUGGGAGGAGGCGGAGCGUCAGAACACAGAGCUCCAGGCCAGGCUCAGAGCCCUGGAUGGGGAGAGGAGCCGAUGGGAGGAGGCGGAGCGUCAGAACACAGAGCUCCGGGCCACGCUCAGAGCCCUGGAGGGGGAGAGGAGCCGAUGGGAGGAAGUGGAGCGUCAGAACACAGAGCUCCAGGCCAGGCUCAGAGCCCUGGAUGGGGAGAGGAGCCAAUGGGAGGAGGUGGAGCGUCAGAACACAGAGCUCCAGGCCACGCUCAGAGCCCUGGAUGGGGAGAGGAGCCGAUGGGAGGAAGUGGAGCGUCAGAACACAGAGCUCCAGGCCACGCUCAGAGCCCUGGAGGGGGAGAGGAGCCGAUGGGAGGAAGUGGAGCGUCAGAACACAGAGCUCCAGGCCACGCUCAGAGCCCUGGAGGGGGAGAGGAGCCGAUGGGAGGAGGUGGAGCGUCAGAACACAGAGCUCCAGGCCAGGCUCAGAGCCCUGGAUGGGGAGAGGAGCCAAUGGGAGGAGGUGGAGCAUCAGAACACAGAGCUCCAGGCCACGCUCAGAGCCCUGGAGGGGGAGAGGAGCCGAUGGGAGGAGGUGGAGCGUCAGAACACAGAGCUCCAGGCCACGCUCAGAGCCCUGGAGGGGGAGAGGAGCCGAUGGGAGGAAGUGGAGCGUCAGAACACAGAGCUCCAGGCCACAGUCGGAGCCCUGGAUGGGGAGAGGAGCCGAUGGGAGGAGGUGGAGCGUCAGAACACAGAGCUCCAGGCCACGCUCAGAGCCCUGGAGGGGGAGAGGAGCCGAUGGGAGGAGGUGGAGCGUCAGAACACAGAGCUCCAGGCCACGCUCAGAGCCCUGGAUGGGGAGAGGAGCCGAUGGGAGGAGGUGGAGCGUCAGAACACAGAGCUCCAGGCCACGCUCAGAGCCCUGGAGGGUGAAAGAGCCAGCCUGGCUCUGACCCUGGAGGGGAAGGAGCUGAGACUCAGGACCUUCCAGGAGAGAGAUGAUGCCCAGCUGAGUGAGAUCAUCAGCCUGCAGGCAGCCAUUUGCCAAGCUCAGCAGCUCCAUUCUGACCACAGAAGAGAGAUACAGGAGCUCAACACACAGGUCCACUCACUCAAGCAGGCAGUGCUAGAGAAAGAGGCUGGUUUAGUGGCCCAGGAGAAGCAGUUGUCACAGGAUCUGGAGGAGUCACGGGCAGGUGAACGGCAUUUGAGGGAUUUGCUGCGGACAGUAGAGGCAGAGGUGUCUCAGCUGCGCCUUAGCCUUUGCAGCACAGAGAGCCGGGCAGAGGCACUGGCUGUGGAGUGCCACCGCGCCAGCAGUGCCCGCUGUGAAGCAGAGUCCCAGCUGGCCAGGCUGCACACCGUUCUGCAGCACACACUGCGUGGCAGCACUCUUGCAAGUGGAGACCUUGUCACAUGGAGUGCAGAACAGGACCGUGUUUGUGGGCUUACUGGGCCUCAAUCUAAGGCCCUCCCCAUAGAGCUCACAGCAGAGAAAGUGGCAACAGCCUUCCGGAACCUGCACCAGGACCUGAGGCAGACUCUGCAAGAUCGGGAUGAUGCCAGGAACAAGGCUCAGAAGUUGGAGCAGGAGCUGAGCAAAAAGGAGGCCGAGAGGGACUGUCUCAGAGCCCACACUCAAGAGCUGCAGAAGUGGUUGUCCCAAAGCCAGGAAGAGAUGCGGAUGGUAGAAGGGAAGCAGGGCUCACUCCAGGCCACGCUGCAAGAAGAGGUCAUUGCCCUAAAGAAGGAGGUUGUGACGUUGCAUGGGGAGGUUGCAUCCUUGGAGAGGAGCCUUGAGGGCACCGAGAAGCAAAGAAGGGAUGUUGUGCAUGAACGGGACAUGCUGCAAGCAGCUAAGGAGAAACUGGUACGGGAGAUGGACCUUCUACAGGAAUCAGUCUCUGCCUCUGAGACUCGGGCAAACAUAGCAGCAAAGAUGAGCCGCUCCCUAGAACAAGAGCUUCAAACAACCCUCUCUGCCCUGAAAAUGAAAAGUGAGGAAGCAGAGACUCAACAGGAGGGAAUCCAAACAUUGCAGAAGGAGGCUGCAUUGGGGAAGGCUUUGCAGGAAAAUCUGGAUCACCUGACUCUUGCCUUAAGCCAGAGAGAUGGAGAAAUGGAAACACUGCAAGAACAGAUUAGCAAGCUGGAGCAGCAGAGAGAAGUGCAAAGAACAGCUUUAGAUCACCUUACUAAAGACCUAGAGGAGAAGGACAGAGAGGUGGAAUCCCAACAAGAACAGAUUCAGGAACUAGAGAAUCAGAGGGAAAUGCAGAAGACUGCUCUAGAACGACUGACUUUAAACCUAGAGGAGAAAGUAAAGGAAAUUAAAUUCCAGGAAGAGAAAAUCCAGACUCUGGAAGAACAUGGAAGAUCACAAAUGAAAGCUCUGCUGGAGAAGCUCUAUCUGAUCAAAGUAGACUUGAGGGAAAAAGAUUGUGAGCUUAUGUCUCAGAGAAAGGUAGCUGAAGAAUUGAAAGAGGAGGAGAAAAAGCAGGUGAAGGUUCUGCGCACAAGCCUAGAACACAUGAAAGCAAUUCUCGGGGACAAAGAGAGUGAGAUCGAAUCGCAGCGGGAGCAGAUAAGGAUUUUCCAGCAGUAUGAGGAUCAGCGGGAGGAAGAGCUACAGGACCUGCGGGAGAAAGUAAAACAGAUGACCCUCACUCUGACUCAGAGAGAUCAAGAGCUUGAGUCACAACAAAAGCAAAUUCAGAAUAUUAAGGAAGAGAUGGAAAUGAAGCUAAAGCCUCUUUGUGAACAUCUGGAGCAAACACAAGCAGCCUUAAAAGACAAAGACAGAGAGCUGGAAUUCCAAAUGCAGCAAAUACAGAAACAUGAGGAAGAAGCAGAAGGGCAGAUGAAGGUUUUACAGAGAGAUUUAGAAUAUGCCAAGGAAGAACUAAAGGAGAGAGAUGGAGUGAUUAAGUCUCAGAAAGAGCAGAUCUGGACACUCCAAAAACAAGAAAGAGAAGUUGAGCAACAGGUGAAAACUCUUGACCGUCUUGAAGCAAUAUUAAGGGAGCGAGAGCAAGAAAUCGAAUCCCUGCAAAAGCAAUAUGAGGAGUACAAAACAGAGGAGGAGAAGCAGGCAAGAGCCAUGCAAGCAAAUCUUCAACAAACACAGGUGACUCUGAGGGGGAGAGAGAGGGAAAUAGAGGCCCUUGAGGAAGGAAUCCAUAAGCUUCAGCAGCAUGAGGAAGAUGCAGUGACACAGACUAAGGCUGUCUUGAAGACACUUGAAUAUACCAAAUCGUCUCUACAAGCCAGAGACCAGGAGAUAGAGUAUUUGCAAGGGCAUAUCAAGGAGCUGUUAGGGCAGAAAGAGCUGGAAGAAAAGUGUGCCAGGAGCUUACAGCAGGAUCUAGACAGAAUGAGCCAAAUAGUGAAGGAGAAGGAUGUAGAACUCCUCAAGCAGGCGGAGCAAAUUAGCAUAUACCAGAGUCAAGAAGAAAGAAUGCAGGUGGCACUAAAGUCCUGCCAGAACCAAGCAAGUUGUCUAGAGGAAGUUGUAAGAGAGCGAGAGUGGGAGAAUGAGACUCUCAUUCAACAGCUCCAGCACCGAGAGGAAGAGCAGGAGACCCUGCACCGUCUCCAGCUUACACUGGCUGAGAAGGAGGAGAGACAUCACAGAGAGAGAGAGCAGCUUCCAGAAGAAGCCCUGAACAAAACGGAACAGGAGACCAAGGCCCAAGAUAAGCGAAAACAAUUGGAAGAGGAGGAGGUAAAGGGUCUUCAAGAAUGUCUCCAGCAUCUCCAGCAGACACUGGCCAAAAAGGAUGAGGAGAUCAAACACCAGAGAGAGAGAGUCAGGGGCCUGGAGGAGACUCUGAGAGGGAGAGAGCAGGAGCUGAGGACACAGGGUGAGCUCCUGAAGCAGCUCACCUCAGCUCUGCAAAGGAGAGCUGGUGAAGGGGAGACUCUAAAGAACCAAAUCCAGAAACUCCUGAGAUGGGAGACAGAGGAGGCAGCCAAGAGGAAGGUUCUCCAGGAGAGAGACCAGCAAUUGGAAAGGCAGAAGGUGUGGAUCCAACAGCUGGAAGAGGAGAAAAAGGUGAAGGAUCAGGAACUGGAGCACAUGAUGGCUGUUCUGAAGCAGACUGAGAGUGUGGAGAUAGAAUGGAGGGAGAAAGCACAGGCCUUGGCUUUGUCCCUGGCCCAGAGCGAAGCAGCCAGUAGGACCCUGAGGGAGGAAAUGGCUGUCCUACAGAGCAUGGUAUCAGAGCGGGAUAAGGAUCGGCUUCAUCUUCAGGAGCAGCUUGCUUCAGCUCUCAGAGACCUAGAGGAGAGCGUUCCAAACAAGGCUCUGAAUGGAGAUGCGGAUCUGCUGCUUAGAGAGGAGAGAGCAGGGAAACGGCAGGCCAUGGGAGAGGAAGAGGAGCAGCUGGCAGCAGGGGCAGAGAGGAGACUGCUGCAGCAGCGGCUGGAACGUCUGCAGCGAGCUGUCGCAAGGCUGGAACAUGACAAAACUCAGCUGGAGCAGCUCAACACCCAACUCAGGAGGACUCUAGAGCAGGUGGAGCGUGAGCGGAGGAAGCUGAAGAGGGACUGUGCUGGCCUCUCACUGCCAGAUGCCUGUGGACUUCCUGUGUCUGACUCUGGGCAGAAUAAGGCAUCAACUUCAGGACAGGAGGAGGCCCGGGCUCUCCGUAGGCGACUCGCCGAGUUGCAGAAGCAGGUGUCUCUUCUGCAAACCCAGCUGGUGCUGGAGCGGAAGCACAAGCAGGACUACAUCAAGUGCUGUGCAAAGACCAGCCAGGAGCUAUCGGGCCUGCACCAGGAGCUCUCUCACUCCUUAGCAACUGUGGCCAGGGAGCCCAAGGCUGCUGUUCUAGAAGCAGAAACGCGGAAGCUGGAUGAAUCCCUGAACCACAGCUUGGCCUUGGUGGCUUUAGGGUGGGACGGCCAAUCUCCAGAGAUACACCCUCUGAGUUCCACACCCAGAGCAGCCCAGCAGAAUGAGUUGAGGUAGCAGGAUCAGCGUUCAGCAAAUGGGUCACAGCAGGAACAAGGUCCAACCCUACGUGUGGUUUGGCAGUGCCAUUUUCAAGGGUGCCAUGGACAAUAGACUCUUGCCCACCUUGCAGAAGAUCCUACGUGGCAGUGGAAAAGGUGGCGAUUGUCCCUUCAAGAGCCAUCCCCUCCAUUUUCAUGGGCCAGACCUCCUCAGAGCCAGCCUGCCCACUGACGUGGCCCUGACUCUCGUAGCCCCAGCCAAAUACCAGUCCUCAGGAACAUUGAACCACAUGGUUGGUUGUGGCACAUGGGAGGAUGGAACCAAUAAGAACAUGGGUUUUUCCCCUUCUUCACAGCCUGUGUAUCCUGAGGAAUGUCCCCAGAGUGUGCAGAGACCUGCUGCAGGGAGUGAAUUCAGGGGCGUGGGGUUGUGUCAAAGCUGAGACCUGGGGCAGGGGGGCAAUAGUGCUCGCUAUGGAAACACCAUAGGCAGCAGUGUUCACCAUGGAAACUUUCCAGCAGGACUGUGCCAGGGGACCAGAGGCUGGAGCUGGCUGAGCAGGGCUCAGAGAUUGGAGGCGAGCUGGAAAAAGGCUCUAGGGUUGACUGGUAGCAGCAGAUUGGUGGAAUUUUCCUUUUCUGAAGCACACGAUUGUUGCCUGCCCCAGAAAUGUUGCUGUUACAAGGUGCCCCCAGAGAUUGCCCUCGUGCUGCCUGGAGAGCUGCUCCCAAAUGACUUUGUACUGUUUCCCUUUUAGUAGGAGCUCCAGUGGGAUCUGUAUUUUCAGCUUUUACAAUAAAGUUAUU
Molecule: messenger RNA, 10006 nt
Organism: Mauremys reevesii (Reeves's turtle)
Lineage: Eukaryota; Metazoa; Chordata; Testudines; Geoemydidae
Gene: CEP250
Product: centrosomal protein 250
Biological process (GO): cilium assembly
Source: RefSeq, a predicted model, not a curated record